UUCUUCCCUGUGCCUUAAAAGCAUUGCGGCGGAGGCUCUCGUUCUGUCAGUCAAGAUGGAGUUGUAUCUGGACCUUCGCUCGCAGCCCUGCCGCUCCCUGUUCAUGUUCGCCAAGGUCAACGCUAUUCCCUUUGAAUUCAAGCUGGUGGACCUGGCUAAAGGGGAGCAGUAUGGCGAAGAGUUCGGGAAGAUCAGCCCGAUAAGGAAAGUUCCUGUCAUGAAGGACGGCGACUUUGUCCUCACGGAAAGUGUGGCCAUCCUUCAGUACCUAGCUGAGAAGCAUGCGUCCUUCCUUCCUGACCACUGGUACCCGGCCGACCUGCGACAGCGGGCGCGGGUCAAUGAGUACCUGUCCUGGCAGCAGAUGAACCUGCGAGCCCAUGGGUCAAAGGUCUUCCUGCUGAAGAACAUGUACCCGCUAGUGAUGGGCCACGAGGUCCCCGAAGACAAAAUGUCGUCGGCCGUGGAGGAGCUGACCCAGGCUGUGGACGUCUUGGAGAAGCAUUUCCUGGGUGAAAGCUUGUUCCUGUGUGGCGCCUCCAUCUCGUUGGCUGACCUGGUGGCCAUGGCUGAGAUCAUGCAGCCGGUGAGCAGCGGCGUGGACGUCUUCUCGGAGCGUACCAAGCUGUCGGCGUGGCGCGAGCGCGUGAAGAAGGAGGUGGGCGUCGCGCUCUUCGACGAGGUUAACGCCGCCAUCAUGACGAGUGGCGCCGUGGCGCAGACGCUGCGCGAAGGAGGACUGCCCCAAAUCUUCAAGGACAAAUUCAAGAAAACCUUCUUGUGAAUGCCAAUAAAAACAUCAGAACAAA
This is a messenger RNA of Phyllopteryx taeniolatus (common seadragon), 809 nucleotides long. RefSeq names its product glutathione S-transferase theta 1a (gene gstt1a). The record is from RefSeq and is a predicted model, not a curated record. Gene Ontology annotation, molecular function: glutathione transferase activity. The coding region runs from base 56 to 784 and encodes 242 amino acids. The transcript is spliced from 5 exons. NCBI's taxonomy places the organism in Eukaryota, Metazoa, Chordata, Actinopteri, Syngnathiformes, Syngnathidae. Gene Ontology annotation, cellular component: cytoplasm. Gene Ontology annotation, biological process: glutathione metabolic process.